Molecule: messenger RNA, 1285 nt
Organism: Durotheca rogersii
Lineage: Eukaryota; Fungi; Ascomycota; Sordariomycetes; Xylariales; Xylariaceae
Exons: 1
Coding region: 209-1177 (322 amino acids)
Source: RefSeq, a predicted model, not a curated record
UUUCUACCCAUCGAUUCGCGUUCGUUGUCCUCCCUCCGUCUCCCCGCCCCACCGCCUUUCCGAUGCAUAUUUCUCGUAGGGAGAUGGUGCCAUUCGUUUCCCGUCUCCCCCUCCCUUAGCUGUCAACACCCUCUCGCCCGACCCGGCUAGCCGUUCGCGAGCAUAGUUUGUCUCUUCCUCUCUCUGCGGCCGCCGUCCUCUCGAGACCAUGGCAGAUCACGACGAAGACAAAGACAAAGGCAAGGGCAAGGGCAAGGACGAGGACCGAGGCCAGGGCCAGGGCCAGGGCCAGGGCCAGGACCAGGACGCCGGUGCUUCGCAUGCGCCUCCCGAUACCCAGCCGUCGCUGCAGAUGACGUGCAAUCUCCCCGAGUGGGAAACUAUCACCCAUCCCCCGAAGCCUCGCCAGUCGUUCAUCGGCCGAAUUCUACCCAUCAGAAGCGACUCAGAUGAGCCUAUCGCCAUGAUGGCCCCCCUGGCCGCCGCUCCGGACAGUGCUCAGUCAAAGGAGGUGCCUGGCCGAGCUACCGUUCUCCCCCUCUACCAAGUCGCUGCUGCCGGACCCGUGCCCGCAAAGCCCACCCUCAUGACUUCGCUCAAGACCCGAUUCAACGCGAGGUUUCCGCCGUACCGAAUCUACUGCUGCGGGCUCUCGAGACGGGCCUUGCUCCUCUGCCUCGUCCUCCCCCUCGCCAUUCUUCUAUUCAUAGUUGCCCCGCUGGCCAUUGGCCUUGGCGUGGGUCUCACACGUCGCUCGUCCGACGCGCGUGCCUCCAGCGUGGACUUGCCGCUCCCGGGGAACAGAGGUACCUUCACCGGCGAGCUGAUCUACACUUCGCCCGGUUUCGGCCCUGGUACCACCGGCACAUGGGGCGUAUGCGGUGUCAUGCUGGACGUAACCGACUACGCUGCCUCUGUGUCACAUCUCAUCUUCGAUGCCGUAGACGAGCAGUACGGUACAGUUGCGGAUCGGACCAACCCUCUAUGCGGCAUGCAAAUCAGGGUUACGAGGGAUGCCGAUGCGACGGGGGUGGGUAAUCUAACCGUCACCGUCACCGUCGUAGAUCGCUGUGUCAACUGCAUGGCCACGGACCUCCGGUUGAGCGCGCUCGCAUUUUUUCAGUUAGAUCCCGAAUAUUUUGACACCAUGGUAGGCAACUGGACCUGGGUGCAGUGAAGGGCACGGUCUAGCAUGGUUAUCGGGGCAUCGAGGGAGACGGAGAAUUAGGCAUUGGUCGGAAGGGGGACAGGAGGCACCGUUGCGUGCCCACGGACAUAGCAUCUG